Molecule: messenger RNA, 974 nt
Organism: Rhododendron vialii
Lineage: Eukaryota; Viridiplantae; Streptophyta; Magnoliopsida; Ericales; Ericaceae
Exons: 4
Coding region: 474-950 (158 amino acids)
Source: RefSeq, a predicted model, not a curated record
UGGUGUGGCAUAUGUGGGUUGGGUUGGCUGCUGCUGCAGUUUUUUAAAAUGCUAAUAAUGUUAGGAUGUAUGGUAGUGUGGUAUUGGUACUGAUAUCCAGAAUAUGAAUGGGUCAAAAGGGGGUUUUUAACUCUAAGCUUGGGAAUACUAAUAUAUGCAAAUCACACAUAUUUUGUACCCAUUCUUCUAUUUUAGUAAUAGCUCUCCGUGCAUACCUUUGUUAUAUCUAGUGAAAUCCAAUUAGUAAGAGCUGGAAUGAUGCAACUUUCAAUCAAGUACUUAUGGUAGAUUUUCUUCAACGUAGUAUUUAUAAGUGAUUUUUCCUUGCACAUUGGCUGAAAUUGAAGAAAACUAGUAAACAACUUUGGCCAAUCUUUUGUGAAGAAGAAAUUGAAAAGGAAAGGCAAGAAACUAUUAAACAUAACUGAAAAGAAUUAGAGGCUGUUGAGAUAGAUCCUGCUAGGUUGAAGAGCAUGGCAAUGUCAUUGUUUGGUUCAAAACCGAAAGCAAGUGGUAAAAGCACUAAAGAGGGGAACAACAAGGUGGGCCAUGGCGCUAAUCUUGAUUAUAUACCACCUGAAGGUGGAGAAAUUCUAAGUUCCUGCAGUGACAAUGAUGUGUCUUCUAGGUCUCAAGCUAAAAAGGCAAAAGUUAUGGGUCCAAGAAAAAAAAGAGGCACUUCAACUACUCAAGCUUUGAGAAAAUCACAAAGAAUUCAAAAAGAGGGUGGCAGCCCCAAUGGAACGACCUCAUCUCUGGCAACUGAACCUACAGUUAAUCAUGCUGAAGGCAUGUCUGUGAUGGUUGCCCAACCUUCUGAGCUCCCCACCUCACCUACCAAUGAGACCAACCAGCAUUCUAGCCUGCCUAAUGUCAGAGGCAGCACGAGGUCCACCUUAAUCCCAAGUAAGAAGCAUGUACGAGGUCCUACAAGGGAUAAAUGUGGAUAAGAAAAGGAAAAAGCUUGGUCAUCC